CGUUAACCUGAAUGCAGCCCAGGGGAUCUUGUGUGAUUCAGGGGGCGUGCCGUGACCCAGCGCUGGGCGAUGUGGACUUCUCCGCCAGGAAAGUAAACACACCAUUCCGUCAAGAUGGCCUCUCUCUCCGUGUUCCGAGUGGCACUUCUUGUGUCGUUUUCAGUGUUUCUGACCGUUGCGUUGGGUUUUGGACUGCCUGCUCUGCUGAACGCAGCGAUGAGGAUGUUGGGAUUACCCGAGACGAGCGUUUCCGAGUGCAUAAUUGCCGUGUAUUUACUUUUUGUGCUGUAUGUUGCGACGCCACGAAUUCCUAGAGGAUUGGUGGAGGUGAAGGGGAAGGCUGUGUUUAUUACAGGUUGUGACAGUGGAUUUGGUCACGCUCUUGCCAAACAUUUGCACACGCUUGGCUUCACCGUUUUCGCUGGAUGUCUCCUGAAGGAUAAAGGUGGAGAUGGUGCAAAGGAACUGGAGGAAUUUCAUUCAGAUCGCAUGAAGGUAGUCCAGCUGGAUGUCUGCAGCGAAGAGCAGGUGAACCAGGCUGUGGAGUAUAUCAGAGACAACCUGGAGGACUCAGAGAGAGGUCUGUGGGCUGUGGUGAACAACGCUGGUGUGUCAACGUUCGGAGAGGUGGAGUUUACUUCCAUGGACACCUAUAAGCAGGUGUCAGAGGUCAACCUCUGGGGCACCAUCAGGGUCACCAAAGCUGUUUUGCCGUUAAUCCGCAGAGCCAAAGGCCGUGUUGUCAACCUGGCCAGCAUGUACGGAAGGAUGGCUAACGUCAUGCGGUCACCUUACUGUGUAUCUAAAUACGGCGUGGAAGCUUUUUCCGAUUGCCUCCGCUAUGAGAUGAAGGCCUGGGGAGUAAAAGUGUCCAUAAUCGAACCGGGGAACUUCAUCGUGGCCACGGGCAUCCUGACCCGCGACAUUGUGGCCACCACGGCCAAUAAGCUGUGGAAUGAGGCGCCCUCAAAUGUGAAGGAGGAUUACAAGAAAGCUCACUUCGAGCAGCAGAUGGCUCUGAUGCGCUCUUACUGCAACAGCGGGCAGAAGGAUGUGGCCCCCGUUCUGGAUGACAUCACUGAUGCCAUCACGUCGAAGCGUCCUUACACGCGAUACAACCCCAUGGAGCCACACUGGUGGAUCAGAGUGCAGCUGAUGACGCAUCUGCCCGCUGCCAUAGCUGACCUCCUUUACUUCUGAAAGAGCUGUUCCUGUCCUAGCUCCCUCUGUUUCAGCCCUCAGACAGCAUACUUUUCAAAAUAGCGCUCCGUAGAUAUACAGACUUACCCUGAAGAGGGGUCUCCGCUAUGUAUCCUCAGCACUUGAAUUCAUUCACUGAUCAAGCCUUAAAAUUUCAUGUUUUUUUUAAACUAAGUUAAUUAUUGCACUUUGCGCUUUUUCUAUGUCUGACAAGAAACAUACAUUUAUCUAUACAGAUAUAUUCCGUGAUAAGUAGCAACUACUUUGUGUUGGAUUUCAGCAGGGCUAUGACUUAAUCGUUACUAUAAAUACUGCGUCCUUAUUGCUUGCUGUGGUAUUAUUUAAAAGAAAAAAGACAAAAAAAAGAUUAUGUUUAUCUCCUUGUAUCUAUUUUUCCCCCUCAAUGCUUGCAAUGUUUUGCCUCAUGGGAAUCCUCUGGAGCCCCACUGGCACGAGGACCAAAGCUUGGUAGAGCUCAAGAGACGGCUCCUGCUGCUCUGUUAUGGCUGACACCGGAACAAACCCAAGGUCAGCAAUUGUAAGGACCGUGGUGAGAUUUUGGCUUGACUCGCCCCCCCACAAAGUUACGUAACAACAACACAAGACCACUUUGUCUCACGUGGACAUCAUUCAGCCUCACUUUAAACAGUGAGGUUGUGUGAUUGAUGGGCAUGCUUGAACAAAAAGGUUCCCCUCCCUCACCCUGCAACCUUCACCUCCUUGGUGAAAGUGUAUGUUAUAUAUGGAAUUAUAUCAAUAAAUAGAGCAUUUUAUUUUGAAAGUA
Molecule: messenger RNA, 1984 nt
Organism: Micropterus dolomieu (smallmouth bass)
Lineage: Eukaryota; Metazoa; Chordata; Actinopteri; Centrarchiformes; Centrarchidae
Gene: bdh1
Product: 3-hydroxybutyrate dehydrogenase, type 1
Exons: 5
Coding region: 115-1200 (361 amino acids)
Molecular function (GO): oxidoreductase activity
Source: RefSeq, a predicted model, not a curated record